This is a messenger RNA of Penicillium diatomitis, 1335 nucleotides long. RefSeq lists its product as uncharacterized. NCBI's taxonomy places the organism in Eukaryota, Fungi, Ascomycota, Eurotiomycetes, Eurotiales, Aspergillaceae. Bases 1 to 1335 code for a protein of 444 amino acids. The record is from RefSeq and is a predicted model, not a curated record. The transcript has a single exon.
AUGUUCGGCAAGACUUGCGAGUACAAGUUUGUCUCUAAAUAUGGCCGUUUUAUGGUUGAGCCAGGGCAGCUGGAGCGAGUCGAAGGGUCUGAGCUCCGGGAAAUGUUCCUGCCAAAACUCACACCGCUAGGGCAAAAAGCUUUGAGAAAUAGCGGCUUCGUGCGCUCUCAAUUAAUGCACUACGGUGUGCAAUUCGAGGACAAGGAGCUCACCGGUCAGGGCACGUUGCUUAUGAAGCGAGUCCUUCAGGCUGGGAAAUGCGACAAGGUACCAGAGCACAUUCUACAGCUGAAGGAGCAGAUGCACAUGCAAUUUCUGGAAACACUCUCUCCUACUGAGCUCGCUAGAGACCCCACCUGGGCCAUGGAAAAGUACUUUUUGACUUCCGGCGAACCUGACCGCACGAAGACUACUGUCGUCGUCUGUCUGCCUUUUCAUCUUCGCAGUGAAUAUGGUAUUCAAUGCCUGAUUGAUGCUGCGAACAAGGUCCCCGGAUUGAACCAUGAAAAGGCUGUUGGACCUGAGACUAAAAUGGUCUUUAUGGGAUGGGAUGCUGCAGCUGUGAAGAAGGAAGCCAGGGAAUAUCCUGCCAAAGCCGCACGGAAGCUGGCCGAGGCGUCGGAAAAACGAGAGCAAGCCCGAGACAAAAUGCAUCAUGACUAUCUCAAGACGCUCACUCGAAAAAGGGGCGGCUCUAAAGCUACAAAGAAUCGGUCUCCUGUGGGCAGCUAUAUUGUCGACAGCGCCUGUUUUGAGGAUCAUUACGCAGAUGGGAGAAAAUUCGACCUCACGCUCGAGAUCCAAGAAACUGACCGCCCCGGAGUCUUCCAAGCUGAUUUUGACUUCGGAGUGCUUGAGGGGAUUAUGAUGAUUUGUGAUGAUGAAGAGACUCUUGAUGAAUAUUGCCGUGAGGCUGAUCGCGAAGAUGACUUCGACGACAGUGAUUCACUUGAGGACGACACCACAGAAAGCAGCGAGUCGGAGGUGGAAACUUUUCAGCAAGGGUCCAAGCGAAAGGCAUCUGGAUCUGGAAAUCAAGUCUCAAAAAAGCCCAAACAGCGCAAGGCAAGAAAGACCCCGUCGCGCAAGUAUUGGCUGCGACUGAAGUGCCGAGAGCUGGAGGGCCAACUUCAUUUCGAUCCCGAAGAAGGGUCCAUUGAAUUCGAGGACGACAACUUGGUAAGCUUCGAGGGGGCCGCAGAUUUCCCUUGUAUGGGCCAAGAUGUAGGCUUUUAUGCUCGCAAAAUCUCCGAUGAGCCUUCUCAAUCUUCGGCGGAAUGGAGAGAUUACUCCGAGCGGCAAUAUGAGUAUGAACGGGUUCGAAGAUGGCACUAG